AAAAAUCUCUGGAAAAGUUGCUCAUCAGGAGCAGUCGUGUCUUAAAUUUAACGAAAAAGUGAAUAGCAUGGCAAAGGAAUAUCAAAGAAAUAUAUUUUCAAGAAAAAGUUUAAAAGAAACCUAAGAAACCAGAAUAAAAACUGUUUUACCCUUAACUGUGAUAUUCAAUUUAAAGAAUAGAAAGAUAUUAUUAGGAUACAAAUUUUAUUAAAAUUUAAAAUAUAAUUAAAUCAAUCAUGUGGUUUCUUAACUUCUUAAAUUCGGGAAUCUUUCAUAAAGAUUUUCGUCGCCAGCUGGUGGUCACAUUAAGCGCCACACUCAUUACAAUCUCUCAUGGCAUUGGAUUGGGUUGGUUGUCACCGAUGUUGCCAAAGCUGCAGUCGACCGAGGCGACGCCACUUGACUUUGUGAUUGAUGUGCAUGAGGCCUCCUGGUUGGGUGCUCUCAUCAGUUUGGGCGGUGUUUCGGGCAAUUUCUUCUUCUCUUACGUAAUGAAUCGCUUUGGCCGAAAGGUUUCCAUCUAUGGAUUGGCGUUGCCCAAUACGUGCAUUUGGUUUCUAUUUUACUUUGCAAAAUCCGUGGAGUGGUUAUACGUGGCCAGAGUAUGUGCAGGAUUAACUGGAGGUGGCAUGUUUGUCGUCCUUCCCAUCUUCCUUGGCGAAAUCGCAGACAACAGCGUACGUGGAAGACUCUGUUCGUUUUUCAAUUUGGCCAUGAAUAUUGGAAUAAUGAUAGGCUUCAUUAUAUCGUCAUAUGUGCCAUAUCAUAUUAUACCCUGCGCAGUGGUUUCUCUUCCCUUGCUUUACUUCAUCUUAUCCACACGAUUCCCGGAGCCACCUCAACAGUUGCUACGCUGGGGAAGAGAAGAGGCAGCUGAAAGGUCGUUGAAAUAUUACCGCAACUGCGAUGGUCCAUCGACCAGUAAUGAGGCCCAGAGGAGCUAUCAGAAGCAGUUUGACGAGAUGCGUCAGGCCAUUGAACAGCAAGUAAAGGAGCAAAACAACGAGAGCUUAAGCCUCACAGAUUUCUGUAACAAGAAUGCGUUGAAAGCAAUUGUGACUGGAUUGGUUUUAAUGAUUGCAAACAUCUUUACGGGCACAUUUGCAUUCAUCAACUACAUGUCCAACAUCUUUGAGGCGGUUCACACCCAACUGGAGCCCAAUACGAAUACGAUAAUUAUUGGUGCAGUUCAGAUUGUGGGAACAUUGGCUUCCAUCUAUCUGGUGGAUCGAUAUGGACGUAAAAUACUCCUUGUGGUUUCCUGUGCCGGCAGCGCCUUUGGCACAGCCGCAUUUGGUAUCUAUGCGUUCUACGCUGAGGAAACAGAUGCGGAUUUGUCAGCAUUUUCCGCCUGGCUGCCUGUCACUCUGAUGGCCUUUAUAAUAUUUGUUGCCAACGUGGGUGUCAUCUCAGUCACCAUGGUGGUUCUGGUAGAGGUUCUGCCCCACAGGAUAAGAGCAGUCGGCACAAGUGCUUGCCUGGGCUGUCUGAGCUUCUUUGCCUUCACAUCCUUGAAAGCAUUUCCCCUGAUGAUGCACUACUUUGGACUGGCAGCCACCAUGUGGGGCUGUGCUGCGGUCAGCGCCUUGUGCCUCUUCUAUGUCUCUGUCUUUCUUGAGGAGACCAAGGGCAGAUCCAUUUAUAAUUAGGAUCUCAUUCUGAAUAUUUACUUGCCUUUAUUCGAACAAAAUUUACCAUUUCUUAAUAAGAAUAAAUGUAAUUAAGUAACAAAAAUAUAGAAUUUAUA
Molecule: messenger RNA, 1747 nt
Organism: Drosophila innubila
Lineage: Eukaryota; Metazoa; Arthropoda; Insecta; Diptera; Drosophilidae
Product: facilitated trehalose transporter Tret1
Exons: 5
Coding region: 237-1649 (470 amino acids)
Biological process (GO): transmembrane transport; carbohydrate transport
Cellular component (GO): membrane
Molecular function (GO): sugar transmembrane transporter activity
Source: RefSeq, a predicted model, not a curated record